This is a messenger RNA of Agelaius phoeniceus (red-winged blackbird), 6200 nucleotides long. RefSeq names its product ectonucleoside triphosphate diphosphohydrolase 5 (inactive) (gene ENTPD5). Gene Ontology annotation, molecular function: hydrolase activity. Lineage: Eukaryota; Metazoa; Chordata; Aves; Passeriformes; Icteridae. The record is from RefSeq and is a predicted model, not a curated record.
AUGGAGCGAGGCAGGACGCGCUGGCGCCGGGGUGCGCGGCAGGGACGGAGCCCACGGCCCCGGGGCGGCGGGGUCCGGCGGGGCCUGAGGCGCCGUGUCCGGCGCAUUCCCGGGAGCGGCAUUCCCGGGAGCCAGCGCUGCCAGCCCGGCACGCAGGCAGAGCCCUGGGCGCCCCGAGGCUGCCGGCAGCCAAGGUCUGUUUCCCAGGAAUAGCGGCUCUGCCAGGGAAAGGACGGGGCGCCGUUAGAGCCCCGCAGGUGAGCGCGUUCGCCGCUCUGCGCGGGUGCCCGCCCCGCCGGGUAGCGGUUCCCUGGAAAUUAGCCUUGGGCUAAUUAAAGAGGAAAAUUGAAACCCCACUUGGCCAGAAAUGUGAAUAAAUAAAUAAUGUGUAUUUGGAGCCUCAGUAUGGGGGAAGAAAGAUUAAAACUUCUGAUAACGCAUGUUUGUGAGUUGGUUCUACUUUUUUCCCCUGGAGUUUAACGCUCUAGAGCCAGCAUUUUACUGAAAACAUAUGUGCACAUGUGCCAUUAUUUUAAUGGAAAUACUGAGAAAUUCUGCCUUUGAAUUCAGUUAUUCCUUCUAUUGAGUCUUCUAAACAGUGUGCUUUUAAGAAGCUUAAGUUUUUGUCAAAACAAUCUAUAAAGCUAUUUUUUUUUCAAUAGAUAAAAGUAACUCCAGAAAAAAUGUAAUAACCUUUUUUCUUGUAGGGAAAAAAAAGGUUAAAAAGUAUUUAUUUAGUCAUGAGUGUUAAGUGUUAAAGCUCUCAUCUGGGAAAUAGAUUUUGUGACCAUAAGAGCUGCUCAUCUGGAAAAUAGAUUUUGUUACUGUUUUAGCACAAAAGAGUUUCCAUUCUGAACGAUUUCUGGUGUGCUUCAGCAUGGAAGAAUAUUAAUUGAAUUAUGUAAUUUUAUUUGUUUCCUAAAAUAGUUAUUUUUGUAAAAUAUUUGCCUGUGUUUAUAUAAUUAAUAUUUAUAAUUAUUUUUGAAUAUUUUUGUGUACCUCCAAAUAUUUCCCAAUAUUGUCUUAGGAAACAGAAGUGAAAUUCAUGUGUAUCUCUGGUACACUGCUUCUCCCUCCCCUCAGAUCACAUUUGUUUUUACAGGGAGAUGCUUCUGUUGUGUGGUUUGUGUUUUGUGUGCUAUUUUGUCAGAAAUAGUCAAGUACAGAAUAUUUCUUGUCUUGAAAAUUACCAGUGUUUCUGUGUAUGGUGGGCUCUAAGUAAGGUUGUGUUUUGCUGUCUUAAGGUUAGUUAUUAUUAUGGUAUAGUUUUUACUUUUGUUGUUUAGGGAGACUUUGGUUGUAGGGGUUUUUUCCUUCUUUUUCAUGCUUUCAGUCUUGGAAGUCUCUAUGCAACAUCCCAGUAUUUCUGGAUCAUUCAGUUUGCAUACCUCCCGAAUUUUUUAUAUUGGAUGUUUUUCAUUUGGUACCUAAAAUCUGCUGUGUACAGAUGACAUUGACAUGUGUCUCUUUGCACUGAGAAAUGAGUGUUCUGUGUUGUUUUGCUGGCUCAGGCCUCAGUAGUGUUGAGGUCAACUGCAGCGUUUGUGUAAAUGUUUUACUAACUCGAUCUCAAGUUAACUUUCAACUUCUUGAAAUUCAUCCUGUGUAGUUAUAUAAUCAUGUUUCACUGCUUGCAUUGAGUAAUGAUAAACUCAAAUUGGAAUAAAACAACUCGACUGGUAUGUGAUGUGCCUUCAUGACCUCAUAAUUUGCCUGAUACAUAGUCCACUGCUGUUAGCUGGCAGCCGCGGUGACCGAGUGCAGGCAGGUGUCUCUUGCCAUGGUGCUCUGGAGCUGGUUUUCAUUCCGAGUCCCUGGAGGGGAAUAGCUGUUGCUGCUUCCAUCCUGCUUCAGGACCUUCUGCAGCCCUGUGAUUGCUGAUACAUGCUUGACAGCCUCAAGGGGUCCUGGCAAGAUGGCAUCUUCCAGACUUCCCAUCCUUAUAGCAUUGGCAUUUUCCUCUUUGCCCUUUGUUCUCUCACAUUCAAACAGGGAAAUGUGGUUUCAGGAGUUCUUUCCACCUAAUGUGUGCCCUCUAAAUGCCAAAGAAAACACUUUUUAUGGCAUCAUGUUUGACGCAGGAAGCACUGGAACCCGUAUUCAUAUUUACACCUUUGUGCAGAAGAGCCCAGAAAACCUUCCAGAGGUGGAAGGGGAAAUCUUUGAGUCUGUGAAGCCAGGUCUGUCUGCAUAUGCUGAUCAGCCUGAAAAGGGUGCUGAAACUGUCAAAACAUUACUGGACAUGGCUGUUGAUGCUGUGCCACCUCAUCUCUGGAAAAAGACCCCAGUGGUGUUAAAAGCCACGGCUGGACUUCGCCUGCUGUCAGAGGAGAAAGCCCAAGCUCUGCUUUCAGAGGUGAAAGAAGUCUUUGAGGAAUCACCAUUCCUGGUUCCAGAGGACAGUGUUGGCAUCAUGGAUGGAUCUCAUGAAGGAAUUUUAGCCUGGAUCACUGUAAACUUUUUGACAGGGCAGCUGUCUGGCCAGAACCAGCAAACUGUUGGGAUUCUGGACUUGGGAGGAGCCUCUACCCAAAUCACAUUCCUGCCACGGUUUGAGGAAACUCUGAAGGAAACCCCUGAGGAUUUUCUUACCUCAUUUGAAAUGUUUAAUAGCACGUACAAGCUCUAUACCCACAGCUAUUUGGGGUUUGGACUAAAAGCUGCAAGACUGGCAACGCUUGGAGCUUUGAACAUGGAAGUUGUGGAUGGACAAAUGUUCCGCAGUUCUUGUUUGCCUAAGCAGUUGGAGGCAGAGUGGCACUUCGGGGGAGUGAAAUAUCAGUAUGGUGGCAACAAAGAAGGAGAAACAGGAUUCAAGCCUUGCUACUUGGAAGUACUUAAGGUUGUCAAAGGGAAACUUCACCAACCAGAGGAGAUUCGUGGAAGUUCCUUCUAUGCUUUCUCCUAUUACUAUGAUCGAGCAGCUGACACCAACCUAAUCGAUUAUGAACGCGGAGGUGUUUUGGAAGUGAGAGAUUUUGAAAGAAAAGCCAAAGAAGUCUGUGAUAACAUGGAGAGGUACAACUCAGCCAGCCCUUUCCUCUGCAUGGAUCUCACUUACAUCGCUGCUUUAUUAAAGGAAGGGUUUGGAUUUAGGGACAACACAGUCUUAAAGUUGACAAAGAAAGUAAACAACAUAGAGACAAGCUGGACUUUGGGUGCUACCUUUUACCUGCUGCAGUCUCUGGGGAUGACUUAUUGACUUGUGAUACUGCUGUGGACUUCAGCAUUUCUGAAAAUGCUGAGAAAGUGAAUUGCAAUCUCCAGGUAUGGUGUUCAGCUGGACUGGUCACAGAGCAGAACAUGGACCAAAAAUAUAUGACAGCUCUUUACCCUGGAUUGGCAUUGUGCCUAAUGAGAGUAUGAUUUAUAACUGUGAUUGCCAUAAAUUAUCCAGAAUCUGCCUUAAGAAAGUCAAAAGGUCUAAACUCCAGCAGAGAAUAAGCAAGGGGCUCAAAACCAGCUUUCACCAGCAAGUUUGUUAGAAGCACAGAGUUCCUGGAUGUGGUGGCAGACUACAGACACAUGACUUCCCCUACCCCCUUCUAUUUUAACCAUAAAUAACUUAAAUUUGCUUGUGAGAUGUUAAAUACAGAAAUUAGGAAUAGCAUCAACAGUGAUGCAGAGAAAAGUGAACAACUGGAUGCUGCCAACCUCAGUGUUCCAAAAAUCCAGCUGCUAGCUUAGCAAAUACAUGGCAAGAAUAUUCCAGUCUUUCAAGGGCCUGCUGUAAGUACACUUUGGGCAUGGUUUUGGGAAAGGUGCUGGCUAAAACAGUCAUUUACCAAGCAUUUUUUUUAGGCAGUAGGCAUUUCCUAAGCAGAAUGUGUGCCUGUGUUUCAGUUUUGCUGCACUUUCCAAGUCUGUGCAGCUCCACCAUACAUCUGACUACCAGACUUGAUAAAUUUAUUCAUUUAGCAUGUAGUCAUAACACAUAGUUGUGCUGGCACAACGAGGCAGCAGUGCCAGCUAUUGAAACUGCCAGAAGAUGAGCUUGUCAUAUGCCACCCACAAGGAGAUUGCAGUCAGAUGAAAUGGCUGAUCUGACAGCUCACUUUGCUGUGAGAGCCAGCUCUGUUUCUCUGCUCUCAGCAAGGCACAUCCACAGCCUUCUUCCCUCUGCUGCUGGUGCUCCUCAGGUUCUGUAUGAAUCAGGACACCUGACCUGAGGUGGUGCUCACCCAAGAGUCAAGUCUGGUGCUAUCCCAAGGACAGCAGGCAGGGCACAGCCCAGCAAGGCCUGCUGGGCCAGCAAGAGGUCUGAGCACCACAGUCCCUUUUGCUGGAGUGAGCUCUAAGGUGUGGUCUCCCAUUUAAAACCCAUCCAUUGCCCUAAGUAAAAACAGCUGUAGAGAUGUCUUCCCCCCCCCCCCCCCCCCAUGAAAUAAUUGGCAGCUUGCUACUGUCUUCACCUCUUCAAGGAAUGUGUAAGGUACAGAUGAACUUACCCCAUCACAACAAAGAGGUAUUGCUCAUGUGACUAAGGGAAACUUCUAGCCACUGAUGUCUUGUUAUGAACAUUUCCCUGGUGGGCAGUUGCAGUUACCCAAGUGUCCCAGUUGCUCUAAAACACCUUUCUGUCAAACCAAAGACUGCCCUCACACUGCCUUCUCUGCAAACUGGAUUUGAAAAUAAUUGGUAAUUCUCAGCAAGGGGAGGAAAUCAUGCACUCAUGUCUUCAAUGGUCUUGCCAAACAGUUUGGAGACUUAGAAAUUUGCCUUACUGUGAACAUUAAUUCUUCUCCUCUAGUUAGCAGUGCAAGUUUGCCUGUGGCUGAUUAAGCUACCGCUUCUCAUAUCUCAGGUUUUACAGCACGAGGGUGCAAGGCAUGCUUUUGAUUGAACAAGUUCAGUCAGCAACAAGAAGCCAAGGGUUGCAGAUGGAGCCGUCCAUACUUAUCUCAUCACUGACACUUUGCCAUAAAUUCAGGCUGCUUUUUUGAAACAGGACAUGCUCAUCCUGCAUGUGUGGGUCCUUACCAGAAUCUUUUUGAGAUCUACAUUGAGAAAUUCCUGUGUCACACCAAAGUUCUGUUCCUUCCUCUCUAGAAGUUUCUGUUUAAACAUGAAGGAAGUAAUUGCAGCCUCUUCUCAACCAUAAACAUUUCUUAUUCCUCUUCCUACCAUUGUGAAAACUUGGUAUAUGGUCUGGUCUGCAGAACAAGGUGACUGCAAAUGCAUUCAUUAUGUCUUCAGUGAACAUUUCUGUAUUCUCAGAAAAUACAAAGUAGGGUGCAGUGGUUACUGGCCAGGCCGUGUUACCUGAGAACAAGCUAAUUUAAUAAUCCAGAAAUCAUCUUUCAGUCUGAGCCAGUGCUAUGACAAACUCUUACUGGAUCUUGGGGCUAAGAGCUGGCAGCAGUGAGGCUGUGUUUUGAAGGUGGGAUGCUCUACCUAAGGGAAAAGCAGCAGCGUUAUCUGCCCCCUGAAAACACACCAGCCCUGAGGAGGGCUUGAGGGCUGGGUUUUGUCUAAAGCAAGGAGGGGCUAGAAGAAGGGUACCAUGCAGAGGAAGUUGUUUUUUCUGCAUUCUUUUCCUCAGACUCUGGUACUACAAAUGCUAGGGGAUAGCAUCUGAUUCCCAGUACCAAAGUUGCAUUUAAUCUGAAUGCUCAGGGCCUUCAUUUGUCAGUGGCACAAUUCAUUAACUGAAGCAGAACUUCUGCUCUCUGUUACUGGCAUGAUCCUUCAGUUAUGGGAGAAACAAAAACUCUGUUAAAAGGUUUAUUUUUGCAAGAAUUUGCAGAAUUGAGCCCUGCCCCUGCUGUUUACAUCUGAACCCAAGUGGGUGGGGGAUCUGGACAACCCAGUCAAGUCCUCACACUUACCCUAGUGCAAUGAGAUUAUUUAUUACCUAAACUAAAGAGUAAGCAGCCUUUUAAGAGAAGAGCUCUACUUGCAGCCCUGAUUUUUAUCUCCUCCUUUGUAAUGUCUUUGAGCCAGACACUAACAAGGACUGCCUAAUAUGAGUGACUGCAGAAGCACAAGUAAUAGCUUUCACUUCAAAACUUAGGUUUCAUUCUUUCUGAUGUUCACUUCUGAUACUGGUCACCCAUAUGUGUAAAUCUUGCCCAUGGGCAGUGCUUAGUUUAAUUCUGUGAGUGGCAAAUGUGUAAUGCAAGAGGCUGGUGUUUGGAACCGAAGACAGAAUAUCUUGAAUUGUCUAUUUUAGUAAUUAAAGCAUUUUUAACAAUAUUGAA